CCGCUCCCGUCCCGCCGCCUCCCCCGGCAAAGUUUCGCUGCAGCAGCAGCGGCGGCCGCGGCCCAGCCGGCGCCUCACGGACACCCGCCCCGGGGAGGCCGCCUGCUUCGCGCCGGAACUAAAUUGGAGGAAUCCAUCAUCGUUUUUGAUGCGAAGGCUUCAUCACUGACAUCUCUAUGUUCAUUUGUCAUCCUCCAGGAAAUAACACGGCUCAUCAGCUGCAAUAAGUGCUUUGGGUGUAAACUGACAUUUAUUUGGAAAAAAACAAAUUAGUUGACAAAAAACCCAACAGACAAAACCCAACAAACUUUUUGAAGACUUGUGUCAAAUGACGUCAAUGGCCAGUUUGUUCUCCUUUACUAGCCCAGCUGUAAAGCGUCUGUUGGGCUGGAAACAAGGAGAUGAAGAGGAAAAAUGGGCAGAAAAAGCUGUUGAUGCUUUGGUGAAAAAGCUGAAAAAGAAAAAGGGUGCUAUGGAAGAACUGGAGAAGGCCUUGAGCAGCCCAGGGCAGCCCAGCAAGUGCGUUACAAUCCCCCGCUCCUUGGAUGGGCGGCUGCAGGUGUCUCACAGGAAGGGCCUUCCCCACGUCAUCUACUGCCGUGUGUGGCGCUGGCCGGAUCUGCAGAGCCACCACGAGCUGAAGCCCUUGGAUAUUUGUGAAUUUCCUUUUGGAUCCAAGCAAAAGGAAGUCUGCAUCAAUCCGUACCACUACAAGAGGGUGGAGAGCCCAGUUCUACCUCCAGUGUUAGUGCCUAGACAUAGUGAAUUCAACCCCCAGCACAGUCUGCUAGUUCAGUUCAGGAACCUGAGCCACAACGAGCCGCACAUGCCUCACAACGCGACGUUUCCGGACUCCUUCCAGCAGCCCAACAGCACUCCAUUCUCCAUCUCACCAAACAGCCCCUACCCCCCUUCUCCAGCCAGCAGCACUUACCCGAGCUCCCCAGCCAGCUCUGGGCCAUCCAGUCCCUUUCAGCUGCCAGCUGAUACUCCACCUCCUGCAUAUAUGCCCCCUGAUGAACAAAUGGGGCAGGAUAAUUCACAGUCUAUGGACACAAGCAAUACAAUGAUCCCUCAGAUCAUGCCAAAUAUAUCUACCAGAGAUGUUCAGCCCGUUGCCUAUGAAGAACCCAAACACUGGUGUUCCAUUGUGUAUUAUGAGUUAAAUAACCGUGUUGGGGAGGCUUUCCAUGCAUCUUCCACAAGUGUCUUAGUAGAUGGCUUUACAGAUCCCUCCAAUAACAAGAACAGGUUCUGCUUAGGUUUGCUCUCCAACGUUAAUCGCAACUCAACAAUCGAGAACACUCGGCGGCACAUUGGCAAAGGAGUCCAUCUCUACUAUGUUGGUGGAGAAGUCUAUGCUGAGUGUUUAAGUGAUAGCAGCAUAUUUGUACAGAGCAGGAACUGCAACUACCACCAUGGCUUUCAUCCAACAACUGUAUGCAAGAUUCCCAGUGGAUGCAGCCUGAAGAUUUUUAACAAUCAGGAGUUUGCUCAGCUUCUAGCUCAGUCUGUCAAUCAUGGAUUUGAAGCAGUCUAUGAGCUCACCAAAAUGUGCACCAUUCGAAUGAGUUUUGUAAAGGGCUGGGGAGCUGAAUAUCACCGGCAGGAUGUCACGAGCACCCCGUGCUGGAUAGAAAUUCAUCUUCAUGGGCCCCUCCAGUGGCUGGAUAAAGUACUUACACAAAUGGGUUCUCCUCUUAAUCCCAUCUCAUCUGUUUCAUAGUGCUGCAAUUCCACCUUCAGCCUUAUUUUUAGUGAACUUAUUCUAAUUCUAGAGAAACUUCCAGUGGAUACUGUGAGCUAUAUGGAGAAUGGAUCUUAUGAUUUAACUUUUUUUUUUUUUUAAGAUCCCUUUGUGACCAAUUCCAUUGUGUAUAGCUAAUCAGUUUUACAUUUCAAAUUGUUCUUGUGAUGCUUAAGUGACAGUUGAGCCCUAAGGGAAAAAAUAGUCUAUUGAAAAAUUCAGAACACUUUUCCCCUUCUUCCCCUUAAAACUUAAACAGACAAAUGUCUUAACUGGAAAGUCUUUUUGUCCUGUAGGGACAAGAAUUAAUGAAGACUGACUUCAGAAAAUAAAUACAUAUCAUAAUUUGGGAUUUUUUUAAUGUGUUUUAAUGAAACUGUUUGAACAUGUGCAGCUCCAGCUUGCAAGCUGUAUUUUUAGCUUAGUGUUUUAACAUCUUAAGGUUGACAUCUGUCAUAAGCAAAAUUAGACUUUAUUAUGGCUAAUUUGCCUCAGAUUGAACAAUGUGAUUUUUUUUUUUAAAUGUACACAUGAAAUAUACUUUUUACAAAUAUUGGAGUGGUGUAAAAACACUUGUAUUUUCUAUUGGAAAAUGCUGUCAUAAACACAUUGUAUAUUAAUGCAGAAUAGCAGUUCUUAGCCUUUUCCCACUUUGGUUUUGUAAUAUCUCUUUUAACCACCAUUUAAAGUAGUAAUUGAUCCAAGGUAAACAUCCUGCACGGUUCUGGAGUAGUGAUUCUUGUUUUGCUUUGAUUUACACUCAUGCCGUUUGGAUUUGGUUGCCAAGGCUAUUUCUUUUUAGGUACCUUUCUCUAUUUUAACAUAAACACUACUAUUUGUAAAUGGCAGUGCUUACUACUUUUUGGAAGGAAUAAGUUUUUGUUUUCUUUUUGGUGUUCUAGCUGUUUAUUUUACCUGUCUGGAAUUGAUCUGUGUUAGGCCUUUUUAGUCUCUCAGUAGACACUAUGCAGUAUUAGUGAUUACACUGUAUUUAAUUCACUUUCAAGUAUGAGUUUGAGUCUCUUUGAAGACUGUGAGUGGCUUAGCAAAUGAGUAACUGAAUGCAGAAGCUUUUACUUCCAGAUCAUGUAAUUUAAUUCAGACCUCUUGGUAAUGACCAAAAGUAAUCACUUCUUUGUAGCCUGCAUAAAACUGUGCUCUUGAUCCUGUCCCUGAUGGCAGGGCUUCAAUCAGAAGACUUGUAGCUGUGGCAUCUUUAUGGGAUUGAAGGACUGUGUUAAUAUGGCAAUGGAAUUUCUCUCUCACAUCUAAAGAAUCACAGAAUGUUAAGGGUUGGAAGGGACCUUAAAGAUCUCCCAGUCCCACCCCCUCUCUCCAUGGGCAGG
Molecule: messenger RNA, 3093 nt
Organism: Zonotrichia albicollis (white-throated sparrow)
Lineage: Eukaryota; Metazoa; Chordata; Aves; Passeriformes; Passerellidae
Gene: SMAD5
Product: SMAD family member 5
Biological process (GO): cell differentiation; anatomical structure morphogenesis; transforming growth factor beta receptor signaling pathway
Cellular component (GO): heteromeric SMAD protein complex
Molecular function (GO): I-SMAD binding; DNA-binding transcription factor activity, RNA polymerase II-specific; RNA polymerase II cis-regulatory region sequence-specific DNA binding
Source: RefSeq, a predicted model, not a curated record